AUGACAACUCCCGUGAGCGAGCGGCCUGAGCCGACAUACAACAUGGACAGCACCACUCGUUUCCCUGCGACUCACCAGCGAUCAUCCGACGACGAUGGCACGUACGUCGGUGAGGAUCUGAGCCACCAACAUUCGAAUACAUCAACUCAAGCAGCAAACCCGCCGAGACUUGCGACUGAAACCCGACCGCGAUCUGGAACACAUUUGACUGUGGACACUCAAUACGAGUACCCACAUCAAAUGCAAUCGCCAUCGCAGACACGUGAGCAGGCCAGUAGGCUUGACGAUGAUCUCGCGGUACUUCAGAUUGAGCGCGGUAUUAUCGACGCCGAAGCGCUCGAGAGGACGCAAUCAGUCACUCGUUCUAUGCAGAAAGUCCGAUCUCGACGCGACGAACCCAUAGACGACUUCGAUGCGGCUACGAAUCCUCUGCACGAACAAGCCGCCCGUUAUACACCCCCGGAGAACCCCACCACGAAGUUUUCUAUCUUUUUCAAAAAGAUUCACAACUCGAGUUGGGUUGUUCGGUACUUCACAUAUAUCACACCUGUGGUCCUCCUGAUCCUGAUACCGCUCCUCAUUGGUAUAUUCGCCUUCCCAGGUGCGAACGUUGGCGGUGUGAAACUUCUCUGGUUUUCAAUUUGGCUCAUGAUCGUUUGGUUGACUCUCUGGGCUGGCAGACUGCUUGCGAAACUGCUCCCAUGGCCCAUUGGCCUGGUCUCGAGUCUUUUCACAAACAACAGCAAAAAGUGGAGAGACAUGGGAAAGCAGCUCGAGCUGCCUGCAACGCUGUUCUUUUGGUGGCUAGCAAUUGAAGUCUCGUUCCUUCCCACGAUGAUCCACCACAAUGUCAAUGGGUCGGAGAACGGCAAGAUCCAGCCAUGGCAGGGAACUAUGAACAAAGUGCUCGUCUCCUUCUUCGUUGGUUUCGUUCUAAACUUUGUCGAGAAGAUCAUCAUCCAACUCAUCGCCAUCAGCUUCCACCUUCGAACUUACCAAGAUCGGAUUGAGCUGAAUAAGUUCCAAAUUGGCAGUCUGGUCAAACUGUACACGUACUCAAAGCAGAAAAUCGCGAUGGAAGACUCCGAGUUUGAACAAAACGAUCAAGGACCAUCUGGUGCCCGUACACCUGGUCAACUUAUUACUGAUGCACAGAAGAACAUCAAGGAGGGCUUCAGUAAAUUUGGAGACGUUGCAGGAAAGGUUGCAGGUGACUUCACCGGUCGUCAGGUCCAAUCAAGCAGCCAUCCCAGUCAGGUUGUCAUCCAGCUUCUCAGCACCAACAGCGGCGGCCAGAUCCUUGCUCGUCGCCUGUACCGAACUUUCGCACGCCCCGAGACCGAGACCGUACACGCCGACGAUCUCAAAAAUGCCUUCGAGAGUGACGACGAGGCCGACGCUGCGUUCUCGAUGUUUGACAAAGAUAUGAAUGGGGACAUCUCCAUGGAAGAGCUGGAAGCAGUAUGUGUAGAAAUCGGCCGCGAGCGCAAAUCCAUCACCGCAUCCCUGAAGGAUCUCGACAGCGUGGUGGGUAAGCUCGACGAUGUAUUCAUGUUUGUCGUCCUUGUCAUUACCAUCAUCGUAUUCAUCUCCUUGAUCUCGACUUCGGCAUCCGGUGUGCUCACAUCCGCUGGCUCGACACUCUUGGCUCUGUCUUGGCUGUUCUCUGCAACUGCGCAGGAGUUCCUUCAGUCUUGCAUAUUCGUAUUCAUAAAGCACCCGUAUGAUGUGGGCGACCGUGUCCAGAUCUACGGUAACAGUGGCGAUCUUGGGCGUGGCGAUGACUACUUCGUCAAAGAAAUCGCUCUCUUCUACACCGAGUUCAAGAAGAUGCAAGGUCACGUCGUCCAGGCACCAAACAGUUAUUUGAACACGCUGUUCAUCCUGAACCACCGACGUUCCGGCGCGCUUGCCGAAGCUGUUCCCAUCAUUAUCAAGUUCGGCACCACACUUGAGCAGAUCGACAGCCUCCGUACUAUGCUACUCGAAUUCGUCACUUCAGAGAAGCGUGAGUAUCAGACUAACAUACUGACGGAACUGAGGGCAGUUCAGGAGGUCCACUGGCUCGAGCUGAACGUGGUCUUCUUUUACAAGUCGAACUGGCAGAACGAGCUGUUACGUCUGCAACGUCGCAACAAAUUCAUCUGCGCCCUUACCAUGUCCAUACAGGAGUGCGGAAUCGAAGGACCCCGCAUGCGCUACCCUGGACAGAAGGAGUCCUUCCCUGUAUACCUGCAGAACCUUCAGAACAAUCCUACACCUGGUGUUGGGCAGAACGGCAACCCUGAUAAUCCACAAGGCAACAUCAACAACCAACCUCAGGAUGAGCCUUUCGUGCCGGCGGUGAACGACGGAACCAACGAUCAUGGAAGCAUCGGACCUGCCCGCCGUGGUUCUAUCCUUCGUCAACCUGGUCAACCCCGAGGCGAGUCGAUUGCCCAGAUGGGUAGACGCGUUGACUUCUCGCUUGGCAUGAAAGGCAUGAUGGAUGAUCCAAGCGGUGAUGUGCUAGAUGACCGUGACAUUGCGGCUCGCCAGAGAGCGACCCUCGUCAGGGUCACAUCGCCUUCACGAUCUCAGGACCGACCGCGUUCGUCUCAAGACACUGCUCAUACUGCCCACACCACCGGUAUCCAGCGCGUCGGCACCAACAGCAGUCUCGGAGCGAGAGAACGUACCCAUAGGAACAGAUUCUUCAGUCGCGGUCGCCACGGUGACGAGGAGACCGGCAUGGCUAAUAUCCCCGAGGGUGACUAUGAUAGCACACCGGCUGGCAAAGAGAAGCUGGACCCGCGAUCCGGAUUGAUCAGCCCUAGGGCUGUUAGGGGCAGCGAGGAUUCUCGUGUGCCAACAUCUUCAGGUGCCCUUAAUCCGGUCAACUCCAUCACCUCAGAGAGGGGUUUCCAUGCCCCAGCGCGCUCGAAGACCGAUAACAUCGAGAUGAGACGAUUUCAGUAG
Didymella exigua CBS 183.55 is the source of this 2958-nucleotide messenger RNA. RefSeq lists its product as uncharacterized. The transcript is spliced from 2 exons. The coding region runs from base 1 to 2958 and encodes 985 amino acids. Gene Ontology annotation, biological process: calcium ion transmembrane transport; intracellular calcium ion homeostasis. The record is from RefSeq and is a predicted model, not a curated record. Gene Ontology annotation, cellular component: membrane. NCBI's taxonomy places the organism in Eukaryota, Fungi, Ascomycota, Dothideomycetes, Pleosporales, Didymellaceae. Gene Ontology annotation, molecular function: calcium ion binding; calcium channel activity.